GACAGUUUAAUUUAACCGCUUCUCCGCUAAUGAAUAUUUCAUAAAUAUAUAUAUGUAUACUGAGUAGAAACAAAUUACCAUUGUGAUCAGGAGAGACACCUGCCUGCUUGCAUUCUUUCUUUCAUGUGGAUUAUUUUCCUUGACACAGAGAAAUGAGAACAAUCAGAACUAUGUUCGUCAUUAUUAUUAUCAGUACACAUUAUGACAUCAUAUUACAUAAAUAGUGAUUCAUUUUCAUUGAAGGUAUGCUUAAUAUCUGUCUAUCUGAAUGGAGUUCAUAUCACAUCAAUUAUCAUAUCCACUUAGUCCUGAUUGUCUGCUGUAUAAAUCUGAUUGAAUCACGAACAAUUCGUUAUCAAAUUGAUGAAGAACUUAAAAUCAAUACACCGAUCGGGAAUUUAUUGAGUAAUAUACAAAGUGGAGUACAAAAUUUACGCUUUAUAAAAAUAUCUAAUACCGACGACUCUUCAGCGUUAUUUACUGUGGACCAGUUCUCUGGUGAUAUAACAAUUGCUCAUAGAUUAGAUAGAGAACAUUUAUGCAGCCAGAGUGAUCGAGUAAAUAAACCUGACACUUAUGAGAAUCUGGUCACUGAUUGGACAUCGAAUGUUAUUACAACCGCGCAAAGUACAAAAUGUGAAUUAUAUUUUAGUGUGAAUUGUUUAAAUGUGACACCGAUUAAAAAUCUUGGGAAUCAAAAUAAAAGUAAAACACCGGUAAGUAAUAAACUGGUAGCUAUUUUCGAUGUCAUCGUGGAACUCAGGGAUAUUAAUGAUAACGGAUGCAAAUUUAUGCCUGCAAGUGAACAGAUCGUGAGAAUACGUGAAGAUUCACCUAUUCGCGAAACACGACUACCACUGAAUACCCCACAUGAUCCAGACGAUGCAGUCUUAGGAAAUACUGUUAAAUCAGAUCUUGUAUGGAUCCGUGAUCAGUCUAAGAAGCUAUCUCCGUUGGACAAUCAGGAUAUAAAUGCCACAUUCAAACUACGCAGUCUUUCAUCUUCCUAUAAUGAGAAUAUUAAACUGGAGUUGGAAUUGAUCAGUGAGUUGGAUUAUGAAAGUCGGCAAAAUUAUACAUUUGAAAUCGUCGCUGAUGAUGGCUUUCCAUCAGGUGGACAUCAGUGUUACCUGAAUGUGACUGUACUCGUCGAAGACUGUAACGACCAUAUGCCAGUGUUCGAUCAGUCCACGUAUGUUGCGAAUGUUAGCGAAGACACGAUCAUUGGCCAGACGAUUGUAAAGAUUAAAGCGAAUGAUGCAGACGACGGGGAAAAUGGAAGAGUUCUGUACAGCCUUGAUUCAUAUACGGAUAACACUGAUGACGGCAGUCUUUUCUAUAUUCAUGAAGACACCGGUGAAAUAAGGCUUCAGCGGCGUUUAAAUCAUCGACUGAAGCCUCAACAUGUAUUGAAAGUAUUUGCUAAGAAUCCUGACCAUACUCUAUCAAGAAAUAUGAAAUCUUUACAAACUCAAUCCAAGCCAUCUACAGCUCAGGUUAUUGUCAAUGUGAUUGACACAAAUGAUCACUUUCCACGGAUUCGGAUUUUGUCGCCUACCGGUUCAAAAACUCUAGAAAUAAUAGAAGAAUCUCCGCCUGGUCAAGAUAUUGGCAUUCUAGAUGUUUCUGAUGGUGAUACAGGGAAAAAUGCUGAAGUGAACUGUAACCUAAAAAAUCAAACAAUUACAGGUGUACUCAGUUUAAUUCCAAUGAAUAAUGAAAUCAUAGGGAAAGAAAUGGCACUUGCCAAUCGAAAGUACAAGAUAACUCUGGAGAAACGUAUCGACAGAGAAGAAUAUCCUUCUAUAGAAGUUACCAUUUUAUGUCGAGAUUCUGGAAUACCACGUUUAACAAGUACACUAACACAAAGCAUAAAAAUAAUCGAUGUAAAUGAUCAUGAUCCGAUUGCUGAACAAAAUGUUUACAUGAUUGAGGUCAUCGAAGAUUCAGAUCCGCAAAGAAGUAAGGAUAACUUUGAAUUGAUCACUAUUCAUGCCACAGAUAAAGAUGAAGGUCAAAAUGCAAAGUUACACUUCGCUUUGGAUGAAGAGACACCUGUUCACCUAUUGAAUGUUGUCACAGUCGACUCGAAUUCAGGUGUCUUGCGGACACUAGGGAAUUUAGAUCGUGAACAGUUGAAUGCAUUUUCUGUGACAGUUGUCUGCGCUGAUCAUGGGGAACCACAAAGAAUGACUAAGGUAUUUAUCAAUGUACGCGUUCUUGACUACAAUGAUAAUUCACCGGCAUUUUCUCAACCGUAUUUUGAAUUUCUCCUGAAGGAAAAUAAUCCCGUUGGUCAGUUGAUAGGUUAUUUUGAAGUCACAGAUAAAGAUAUCGGUGAAAAUGCUGAACUAGAGAUCUAUAUUGAAGAAAAUCUUGAACGAUCACAGGUCCAUCUGACCGCGUUGAACAAUAAUUUGAAACUGUCAAGUGAUGUAAAACAGCUGAGAUUUAACUCGGGUGGUGGUUUAGUCUCCUCGUCGGGGAUAAGACAGAGGAAAUACACGGAUUACAGUUCCAAGUUUAAGCUAAGUUAUCAGAAACGUCCCAGGACGAAUAUUUCCGCUUCAGUUAAUGGACCUACACUCUAUGAUAUUCAGUUGUAUGCAGAGUCUAUAAUAGAUCGUGAAAGUUUAUUUCUAAGGGAUGCUGGCGUCUUUCCGCCUGAUCUAAUACCAAAUUACGAAUCUUUUGAUUCUAGUACUACUACUACUACAACUAUUCAUAAUAACAAUAAUAAUAACAAUCUUUAUAAGUAUACAGAACUAUCAAAAUUGUCAAGUCAGACAAACUAUUCUACAAUAACACCAACUAUUUUUCUAUUAAUACGCGCCCAGGAUAAAGGCAUUCCAAAAUUAUCUGAACAUGUCUCAAUACGUGUACAUAUUUUAGAUGACAAUGACAAUUCACCUCGGUUUUUAUAUCCUGAUUCGUAUAGUAUCAAUAAAACUAAAGUUUACUUAUCUUAUAAAGAACCAAUUGAUUAUGCUUUUACACAAAUCCAAGCUGUAGAUGACGACGCUGGUGAAAAUGGUACUAUCGCCUACUUCAUUCAUUCUGGUAAUAAUGAAGGCUAUUUCAAAUUGAAUAAACACACUGGAGUAUUAAGUGUUAACAAAGAAAUAUCCUACUCAGCCAUAGGUGAACAUAUACUGAGAAUAGAAGCAAGAGAUGGUGGACAACCAUAUCGUUUUACAAUGGCAGAAUUAAUCAUAGAAAUUGAUCAAUCCGCCUCCAAAGCCUAUUUAACUAUGGAUGCGUAUAAUUUCAACGGAUUGAGUGGGCUUUUCAACUUUGGUGCUAGCGGAUAUACAUUGAACUUUUAUAUUAUUGUUGGAAUUAUUGCGUCGGCUUGUAUUAUAUCAACUGUACUGAUAACUUUCGUCUUUGUUUUUCUACGUAAAAAUAAACAACAGCGUAAUUUUCGACAUGUACCUAUUGCAAUCGAUAGAAAUGGAAAUAGUAAUAAUAUUAAUAAUAAUAAUAACAAUAUUAAUCACGGUGAAACGAAUAUGACCAAUUCACCUUUAAGUUGGCAAAAAGUGGAUCAGCUGAACAGUUAUGAAUUUGGUACAAUUCCUGGAGGAUAUGGAGUUAUCCAACCACUUCCCGACUGUUUAUCACAAUUCUCCGCGAAUGGCGGCAAUUCAAGCUUACAGCUGCUAAAUUAUCCAAAUGGCAGUAUCUACUCAUCACCGAAUACUCGAAAUUUUCAUAUGGAUAGAAGAAAUUCCCCGGAUUACUUCACAUAUAUGGAUAAUCGUAAUAAUUAUUCAGUAGAUAAUUGUAAUACUACUACUAAUAAUAAUAACAGUAACAUUAACCGAACUAAUUAUUGCAAUUAUAGUAUUGAUAACAAUAUCAGUAGUAAUGAUACGAAUCAUUAUAAUGAUACACUAGGCAGCAGAAAAAUUAAAAUCUUCAUUCCUCGAUCUCAUCACGACACAAUGAAUGUGAUAUCGACUGCACAUGACGAAUCAAUUUGUACAGAUUUUAAAUAUCCUUAUAAAGCAUGUUCAAAUUACUUUAAUACAGAAAUGCAUCAGGCGGUUAAUCCUAUCCAAUCUUAUCCAGCAUGUUUGAAUAAUUGAAUACAUCAUGAAACUAGGGUGAUUAUUUGUACAGCACAAGAGUAAAGAAUCAUGAGAUAUUCCAUCGAAAAUUCGAAAUGCUUCAUUACGCAUAACUCCUGGUUAAUUCUGAAGAUGCCAUAUCCAUGUAAACUUAAAAGAAACUCUUGGACCAAUAUAUUCGCGAUGAAGAAAACAAGCCUGUUUCCCACAGAAGGAUAAAAACAUUUUGACCAUGGACAUUCGGUAUAAAAACUUUCAGUAUAAAAUGAUUAUUCACCGAUUUUCAGCUCAUUCAGUAAUAUCCUAAACGAUUUCAAGUCACUACUUUGUCGCAUGCAUAUUUAUGACUGAUACUCUGUCAGAAUGUGUUGAUUUGUCAAACCAGUAAUCUGUAUAUACACAUAUAUAUUUAUGCAUAAAAGAAAAUUCUGUGCAUACCUUUUUAGGGAAAAAUUAUUGUAAAACAGUUUCUUCUCCUUCUUUUUCUAUGGAUAAUUCCC
This is a messenger RNA of Trichobilharzia szidati, 4573 nucleotides long. NCBI's taxonomy places the organism in Eukaryota, Metazoa, Platyhelminthes, Trematoda, Strigeidida, Schistosomatidae. The record is from the annotation of a GenBank genome assembly.